This is a messenger RNA of Choloepus didactylus (southern two-toed sloth), 2442 nucleotides long. It is a transcript of the gene INKA2, whose product is annotated as inka box actin regulator 2. The record is from RefSeq and is a predicted model, not a curated record. Gene Ontology annotation, cellular component: nucleus. The transcript is spliced from 2 exons. Bases 176 to 1054 code for a protein of 292 amino acids. NCBI's taxonomy places the organism in Eukaryota, Metazoa, Chordata, Mammalia, Pilosa, Megalonychidae. Gene Ontology annotation, molecular function: protein kinase binding; protein serine/threonine kinase inhibitor activity.
CUCUAAGUCCCAGCUUGUAGGCAGAGGCUCAGCUAGGCGCCGAGAGAGGCGCGGAGCGCAGAGGCGAGGAACCGGCCCGGCGCGCAAUUUUCAGUGGAGCCGGUUGUUCCCACCCGGGGACUCUCUGGUGGAGCCGAGCCCAGCAAAUGGGCGCGUGAGAAAGGAGAGCGGGGAAAUGGACUGCUAUUUGCGUCGUCUCAAGCAGGAGCUGGUGUCCAUGAAGGAGGUGGGCGAUGGCUUGCAGGAUCAGAUGAACUGCAUGAUGGGGGCACUGCAAGAACUGAAGCUCCUACAGGUGCAGACAGCAUUGGAACAGCUGGAGAUCUCUGGAGGGGGUCCUGCCCCAGGCUGCCCUGAAAGCCCCCGGACACAGCCCAAGCCGCCCCCUCGAUGGGUAGAUGGCAGGGACCCCUCCAGGCCAACAGCCCCACCCACCAACCAGCCUCCCGUUGGCAGCAGCACCAAGUUUCCAUACCAUAGGAAUGUCUGGGGGACGGAUCUGGCCCCCCUGCCCAGGACACAGCUGCCAGAGCUCCAAAGCUGUGCCCAACAGGUGCCAGAACAGGUGAAACCGGAUGACUGGACCUCCACGUUGAUGUCCCGGGGCCGGAAUCGACAGCCUCUGGUGUUAGGGGAUAACAUCUUUGCGGAUCUGGUGGGCAACUGGCUGGACCUGCCAGAACUGGAGAAGGGUGGGGAGAAGGGUGAGACUGGAGAGACAAGCGAAUCUAAAGGAGAGAAGGGCCAGCCCCGGGAGCUGGGCCGCAAGUUUGCCCUGACAGCAAACAUCUUUAGGAAGUUCUUGCGUAGUGUGCGGCCUGACCGUGACCGGCUGCUGAAGGAGAAACCAGGCUGGGUGACACCCAUGGCCUCUGAGCCCCGAGCUGGACGCUCCCAGAAGGUCAAGAAGCAGAGCCAUUCCAAGGGUCCUGGACAUGUCCCCUUUCCAGGCCCUGGGGAGCCUACAGGAGGGGAAAAUUCCUCCACAAGUUGCCCCAAGGCCCUGGAACCCUCACCCUCUGGCUUUGAUAUUAACACAGCUGUUUGGGUCUGAAUCCUAGAGACAGAAAGUUCACUGCACCCAAGACAGCCAGGUCCCAAGGCUGGUCCCCGGGGAGGAAAGAGGGAGGGAGGACAGAUGACUUUCAAAAGGCCAACUCCAAGUUCCUUUCCCCCCAGAAGGGUGAGAGGCUGGCAGAAACAGCUCCUAGUCUCCAAGCAAGAGUUCUUGUGUAGGGCUGGCAGGCUGGGGUUGGGAGAGGCUUAUCGCAGGAGCUGGGUGGUGGUGAGGUGCAAAUUGGUGGAGAGAGAGAGAGUGUGUAUGUGUGUGUUGUGUGGUGGUGUGUUCUCCCUUGGGGGCUACCGGUGACAGCAGAAGAGGGGCAGGAGGUUGAGAUCAGGGAAUCCCUCCGCUAUUCCUUCAGUGCCCUCAAAGACGUCAGUUGAACAUUCUGUAUGGAAAAGGGCACUGGGGCCUCAGGUUCCCCACAGAGGCCCUCAAUAAAGACCUCACCUUCUGAUGCCCCAACCUUAAAACUAUUUGCUUCCCUGGCAAGGCAGUGCUCCAGCAUAGGUACUGAACCCCAGCCCUCCUGGGAGUCAGACGUGAGUGAGGCAAAUCCCCACCCCACCUUGUGGAUCCAGAGAAAUGGGCUGAAUAAGGAGUGUAUGGAUAAAGACUAUUCAGUGAAGCCCCAAAUGCUCCUUAGAGUCUUCCCAAAAGACUCCAAGGGAGUGGAAUGAUCAUAUUUGUAUAGCACUUUACACUUGAAAACCCUUUCAUAUCCAUGAUCUUACUUGUAAGGGGACAAGUAAGGUAGAUAGUACCCCCCCACCCCAAUUUCCAGAUGGGCAAACCAGCCUAGUUAUGCUAUUUUUCCAAGAUGGCACCGUGGGACAAAGCAGGCCAGGUUCAAGUGCAGAUGCUGGGCCCUGGCGUCACGCCCACUCCUUCCCCAGCUGUACUUGGGACCUGCCUCUAACUCCCACCCAGGACACCCAGGACCUGUAAACUCGCCUGUGAGGCGAAUACAAGCUCUAAAGAAAUCCUCGCUCCUUUUCAAAUUCCUAGCUAGGUGGGGCCGGCCCCCUCCGCACCCAGGUCAGCCAAAGCGGAGGGGACGGGGCGGGGACUGCAGCUCAGCUCCCAGCUUCAACGCCGACGUCUAAAGCUUCUCUAUAGCCAUUCCGAGCACGCGGCCGGAGCAAGAGGCGGUGCGAUCAAGGGGCCCGCCUCGGCCCGCCCCCUGGAAGCCACCGCCCCGCCCCCUGGCCUGGAAAAGGCUAUGUGGGUCUCAGUUUAGAUCCUUCACGGCUACUCUGGUUCCUCUCCCCCUCCCGCCUGAGCACCCCUCAGCCUGAUGGGGUGUGACAGCUGCAGUUAGAAGCAAGAAGCCAUCCUAGCCUCAGAGCAUUAAUAGCAAAGUGGAGAUGAAAAAUAAG